This is a messenger RNA of Rhinocladiella mackenziei CBS 650.93, 900 nucleotides long. RefSeq lists its product as uncharacterized. The coding region runs from base 1 to 900 and encodes 299 amino acids. The record is from RefSeq and is a predicted model, not a curated record. The transcript is spliced from 4 exons. NCBI's taxonomy places the organism in Eukaryota, Fungi, Ascomycota, Eurotiomycetes, Chaetothyriales, Herpotrichiellaceae.
AUGGCCGGUAUUCAAGGACAACUCGACCGCGGCGCCGUACCCAACCACAUCUUAAAUGUCUGUCCGAAAGGAACCAAGUUUCAUGUCCUCGAGGUCGGCUGGUUGGAAUGUGAUGAAGCAUUCGUGACACGUGGUGGAAACGUGAGCUUGAAGAGUACGGAGAACAAGUCCUUCGUGAACAAGCGCAGAGAGUUGCCCAUGUAUUGCAUCUUGGUCGAGCAUCCUCAUGAAGGCCUGAUUUUGUGGGAAACCGGCUGUGGGAAGGACUAUCCAGAGAUCUGGGGCCCUGUUCUUUCAGAUAUCUUUGCUCGCGUGCGUUAUGAGCCUAGGCACGAGUUGAAAGCAGCGGUCGAGGCGACUGGAAACAAGUUGGAAGAUAUCAAGAAGAUUAUUAUUGGUCAUCUUCAUCUCGAUCAUGCGGGCGGAUUGGACAUGUUUCUAGAUCGGAAAGACGUCGAGAUUUGGGUCCACGAUCGAGAAUUGAGAGCUGCUUUCUGGUCUGUUGCAACUGGGGCAGAUGUGGGUGUGUAUCUGGAGCAUUAUCUCAAAUUGAGCUUGCUAACAUUGAACGGUAACUGGAAAACCUUCGAUGACCAAACAUUCGAUUUCUGCCAAGGCAUAACUCUGCAUCACCUGCCCGGCCACACCGACGGAUUGAUCGGGAUGCAAAUCAACAUGCCCGAUAGUGGUACAUUCCUUUUCAUAAGUGACCACUGCCACGUCAUUGAAAAUUGGCGUGAUGGUAUUCCACAAGGCUGGCUUGCAAGAGAUCAUCCAGCAUGGUUCCGAAGCACCCAACGAUUGAAGCAAUUGGAGAGGACCACUAGAGGUCAAGUGAUUCCCGGCCAUGAUAAGGAAACAUUUGAGAAGUUGAUUGCCAAUGGCAGUACCUACACCUGA